GUGAUGAAAACUCCAAACUAAAAUAUCGAAAUGGCCACAGAAUUCGACUUACUGAAAGACCAAAAUGAUAAGCUAAAUGAUAUUCUUAGACAGCAUCAUAUUGAACAUAUUUUCAAAGAUCCAACUAUGCAGAACAGCAUGUCCAAAGGAGGCAGAGGUGACGUACUAGUAAACUCAAUAGAUGACCAAAGUUCUUUACCUCCCCUUAUUGCUGAGUAUGAGAAACAUCUGGAAGAGCUAAGCAGACAGCUGACCUAUUACCAGAAACACAUGGGUGAGAUGAAACUACAACUUGAAACUGUCAUCACUGAAAAUGAAAGGUUGCACAAUAAAUUAAAAGAUGCUGUUGAAAAGCAAUUGGAAGCCCUUCCCUUUGGCACAGGGGUAGGAAAUGAUAUCUGUGCAGAUGAUGAGACUGUGAGGAACCUUCAGGAACAAUUGCAACUAGCCAACCAAGAAAAAACUUGGGCUCUGGAACUCUGGCAGACUGCUUCUCAGGAGUUGGAAAGUGUACAGAAACUUUACCAGGAACAUAUGACUGAAGCCCAGAUUCAUGUAUUUGAAAAUAGAAAGCAAAAGGAUCAGCUGAAUAAUUUUCAACAACUAACCAAGAAACUUCAUGUUGCUAAUGAGAACAUAGAAAUGACUAACCAACACUUCCUGAAAACAGUAACUGAACAAAAUAUGGAGAUCGAGAAACUUCGAAAACAUCUUAGAUUAUGUAUAGCAAUUCAAGAAGCUAAUGUACUAAGAACAGGUAAAACACAUUUGGAAAAGCAAAUCAAAGAGCUACAAGCAAAGUGCAGUGAAUCAGAAAAUGAGAAAUAUGAGGCUAUUUCAAGAGCCAGAGAUAGCAUGCAACUCUUAGAAGAAGCAAACCUUAAAAAGAAUCAGAUUCUGCUUGAAGAGAAGCAAAAAGAAGAUGACAGAGAGAAAAUGAAGAAAACAAUUUCCCAGCUUAUACAAGAUGCUGCCCUAAAAGCAAGGAAAGAAGUUGAAAGCACAAAAAAACAGUAUGAAGUACUGAUUUCACAAUUAAGGGAAGAACUUUCAGCCCUUCAGAUGGACUGUGAUGAAAAGCAAGGUCAAAUCGAUCGAGCCAUCAGAGGGAAAAGAGCUGUGGAAGAAGAACUCGAGAAGAUUUACCGUGAAGGCAAACAAGAUGAAGGUGAUUACAGAAAAUUGGAAGAAAUGCACCAAAGAUGUCUUGCUGCAGAGCGUUCAAAAGAUGAUCUUCAGCUAAGACUAAAGAGUGCAGAAAAUAGAAUAAAACAACUUGAAAUUAAUUCCUCAGAAGAGAUAUCACGUUCCCAUGAAAUGAUCCAGAAACUUCAAACUGUACUGGAGUCUGAGAGGGAGAACUGUGGCUUUGUCAGUGAGCAAAGGCUAAAGCUUCAGCAAGAAAAUGAGCAACUACAGAAGGAGACUGAGGAUUUGAGAAAAAUUGCUUUGGAGGCCCAAAAAAAAGCAAAAUUAAAGGUCAGCACAAUGGAGCAUCAGUUCUCAAUAAAGGAGCAUGGGUUUGAAGUUCAAUUGAGAGAGAUGGAGGACAGUAAUCGGAAUUCUGUUGUUGAACUGAGGCAUCUAUUGGCAGCUCAGCAAAAGGCGGCCAACAGGUGGAAAGAAGAAACAAAGAAACUCACCGAAAGUGCAGACAUGAGGAUCAGCAGUCUCAAGAGUGAGCUGAGUCGACAGAAACUUCAUACCCAAGAGCUGCUUUCUCAGCUGGAAAUGGCAAAUGAAAAGGUAGCUGAGAAUGAAAAGUUAAUUCUGGAACAUCAAGAAAAAGCCAACAGACUUCAAAGACGUCUGAGUCAGGCAGAAGAGAGAGCUGCUUCAGCAUCCCAGCAGCUCAGUGUGAUUACAGUGCAGAGAAGAAAAGCAGCCUCCAUGAUGAAUCUGGAAAAUAUUUAAACAUAUUCAUAGUUCACUGACAGAGCUGUAGAGUUGGGAAAGCUGUGGUACCAAAGUGUAUUGACAUGGAGAAGCCUGCGGAGAAUGGUGAAAGCUUGUGUCAUUUUGCAUAAGCAUUUUCCAUUCUGUUUUGAGGGUUAUUGGAAAGCAGAACAGUGGCAGCUUCCUGUAAGUAAAAAAUAUAUAUAUAAUCCUAUAUUUGAGGUUCAGUGGAGAAUAAAGCCAGCUGAGAAGAACACACUGCCUUCAUCAAUGUGUCUAUUCUUAAUUCCCUUUUUAACCUUGGGAGAACAUAAUAUUUUCAAAAGAAGUUAAAUUAAAAACUCUAGAAUGUGGUAUUUCAGGUUCUAAGAUUUGGAGAUUUAAUAUCUCUUUGUUAUUGCUAAGUCAUUUUUAUAGUUCUUAAGAUUUUCUAUUUUACUAUGAACU
This is a messenger RNA of Onychomys torridus (southern grasshopper mouse), 2343 nucleotides long. RefSeq names its product sodium channel and clathrin linker 1 (gene Sclt1). The record is from RefSeq and is a predicted model, not a curated record. Bases 31 to 1914 code for a protein of 627 amino acids. Gene Ontology annotation, cellular component: centriole. The transcript has 19 exons. Gene Ontology annotation, biological process: cilium assembly; clustering of voltage-gated sodium channels. Lineage: Eukaryota; Metazoa; Chordata; Mammalia; Rodentia; Cricetidae.